ACGUAUGGGUAUUGCAGCCCUUUCGGAGAUGUAGGAACCGCUAAAUAUGAGGAGGAGGAAGAGAAGAAGUACGGUACAGUGAACUUCCGUGGCUGCUUCCCGCUGCAUGGACGCGUGCUACUUUAGUGUUACUGCUAUCUGCAUAGCCAUCCGAAGUUCUAGAUUCGAGCCAAUGGCAAGUUGGUAAUCGAGAGUCUUCAUUCCAUUAUUCACAUUCCCAUGCAUCUUACAAGUCUAGUUAAUGGAUCGAAGUUCUAUUCGAGUGCAUGUAUAAAUCUUGUAUGAAUCGCGAAUUGGACAAUCAUGUGCAAGAAAACAAACAGAAUGCAUAGCUCCGUAGUGCAAUAGCUUGUGCACCACCUUGUUCUCAUUCAACCAGCAUUUCGAUUUCCGAAUCAGUGUCCGCACACAGUUGUCCGAAAGUACGGUUUUACACUCCUUGCCUUCUUCAGCUGUGAUUGGCGAAUGUCAUGGACACGAGCAAUUGGAUCCUGCCGCGGAGACCGUUCCAUAAUGCAAGACAGCGCCGUUGUCGUGCGCUGCCGUUGGGAAGCGUAUUGUCCAUAUUGCCAUUCAAUUUGACACCUCUACUUCAGAUCGACACCAUUUUUGUUAGGAAGGUACGACGUAAACCACUUUACGGACAGCUCGUUGCCACAAGGCCGAGGCUCCAUUUCGUUUCUUCAUUUGUUAUGUAAAUCACACAGCUGUUCUGCUGCGAAAGUCCUUCUUAUGGGGAAGAAUGGAUUGCUGUCAUCAAAGAGUUCUUUCAGGUACUGUUGUGUACUGUCCGGGAUAUGGUCAACAGUUUCUUGUUAGUUCUCUUCGUGUCGUUUAGUUAGUGAUGAUGUUCAGUUAGUUACGGUUGGAGUCUUGGGAGUCCGGCUGGUAAGAGUGGAAGUGUCCGCUUCCCAUGACUUCCCUUCACUGUGUGUCCUUUUCCCACCUCCUUUGUCUCUUCAGGAGCUUAGUAGUGUAGUUUAGGGUGCAAUGGCGAGUCGAGGUCCUCGAGCGCGCUACUACCCGGGCGCAAACUCCCUUACUCUUUUCAGCGCGCAGGGAAGCAAUCCUCUCGAAGACUGUAAAGUGUACGGUAAAGGCGUUCAGAAGGUUUAUGACCGAUCGGUGAAGGGCUAUGUCUAUAGUAUCAGUGGUGGGCUUCAGUCGAAACUGCAACUACCGAAACUUGAUAGCAAAGCAGGACUUCAGCUGCUGCAUCACUUCUUGGUGUUCCAAGUCUACGUGCCAUCUGGGCAGCAUUUCUCUGUUGAGCUAAGGGUAAGCGAUACAAAUUACACAAGGAGAAAGAUGUAUUUCUCAACGUCCUUUAGUGAUAUCAAAGCUACUCCGCUGCACUGUCAGAUACCUAUUUCCAUGGUCAUCCGCAAUAAAUGGCUUAGUCUGGCAUUUCAUGUUGCAGAUCUCUUCAACAGCUGUUUCAGGGGUGGGGUGAGUUUCCGGUCAAUUGACAUUAUUGUCCUGGGUCCAGUCUGUAAGCUCCGAAAGAUUUUCACAAUGAGAUGUCGUAUAACAGAAACAUCCCCUCAUGGUUAUUUGGAGGAAGUUAGCGAAGAUUGCUUGCCACAAGAGCAUCUAUAUGCCGUCGGCGUGGACUCUUGCGUUCAGAUACUGGACAUGGCAUCACUUCAGUCAGCAGUGCUUCAAAACGCUGAGUCAAAUGUUGAAGAUUCACGCCCAGGGCUCGGUCCUGAAUCUGGACUAAGUGCACGAAAGGGCGCACACAGCAAGAUAGACCACGCUCGCAUUGUGCAUGUAGCGUUUGGAACGAGGAUGCCGCUACCGUUGUCAACCGUUCAGAUCAACACCAGCCUUCCUCAUGAUAACAUAUGUCCACCUUAUCCCAAGGAGCGGAAUGGAAGACAGCUGCCUAUUGAAUCGAUAUUCUGUGAGCCGAAGCCUGUUGCGAACAUGGUAUCCCGUGCAUUGAGUGCUGCAACCCAUCAUGAAACUGAAGGACUACGGAGGAAAGUAGACAGUGUGCUUCUAGAAUACAAGACAAGGGGAAGUAGAGCAGGCCAUGCCAGUUGCGCUGCCCCUUCUGUUGAGGAAAAAGAUCCCGCCAAUUCUCCACGAACAGGAACUAUGGAGGCAGAUUCAGCCAACCAUGACGCUAACUCUCUAUCAGCAAUGGAGCCACUUCCUGAACUUCCUCCAAACUGUACCACAUCAACCGAGACCCCACUUGGAAAUGACUCAACACAGAAGAGACCCGGCAAGGGGCACGGAGCGAAGAAAAGGGAGUCACAAACGUCCUUACCGGCGAAACAACCGCGAAAGGAAUCUCAAACGAGAAGUAAAGAGUACAAACCCUCAAGAUACAUGGACUCGCCUCCUGGAAGCCCACCUUGUGGCUGGGAUAGUAUGAACGGAGGAAAUAAAACGGAAGACAGAGCUUUUAACGCCCACUUUCUUGAGGGAUCUUGGAUAAAUAAUCAAACAAGUGAGCCUGUAGAAUCAGGUAAACACCAUUGCCUGUCGGAUGGCCUCAAAGAGAAAAUCUUGCUCUCAAAGUCUCGAUGUCAAAUCGCACGACUUGAUAAACAGGAAAUGACUCGUGCGAUCAAUUCAGAAAGGCUGAAGCCUACGAGUGACCGUGACUAUCGCCAGAUUGCAAGUCCGCGGGGCCGUGACGCUUCCAAUAAUGUUAACACGGACCCCAUGUUUGGGGUGACAGUGAAUGGGAGUGAUUACCACAAAAAUCUCAAAAUACCCGAUCUCAACAAACAUGGUGAACGUAGUGGAGGUCAAAGACGGUCUUCAGACGGUCGUGGGGAGGACUUAGGUGUUCCGCUCUUUAUGUUUCGAGGAGACUCACCUGCUGCUGAGAUGCCUGGAUGGGAGCCUCACUCAGAGUCUGAUCUUUUGGAGCUGCCGGAAAAAGACAGUAAGCAAGAAGACAAGCUUUUGUUUGAUCCACAAGACGAACUACUCUUCGAGAAGCUUCUCCUGGAGAGCAAAAAGGAUGUGCACAGUUCAGACACAUUCAUGAAUGAGAAGAUUACUAAGUCGCUGAGUAAGGGUGCGGCAGAUUCGUUGGACUUUGAGAGCGAAUCUGAUAAAGUCAGAGAUGCUCUGGACUUCUCUUUCGAAGAGGCAUUGCUCAAGAUGAAGGCAAAUAGGACAAGCGAGAGCUUUGUCUUAGAGCCGGUCAGAAGCGCCUUUGAGAUUGAUCCGUUGCAAAGCAAAAGAUCAUGGCAAAUAUCCGCUGAUACCCCCGUGGCCAACCUUCCGACAGGGCAAGCAACGAGUCAGGAGGAUGAGGUCGCAGGACUUGUUGUGAACAAGGGUAGACCGGACGAGGAUCUUGAUCUUUUGUACGAUCCAACAUUGGAUUGUUACUACGAUCCCAAGACCAAUCGUUAUUAUGAGCUUAAGUAAAGCUUUGAUAUAAAAUAUAAUGAAAUAUGGGGUAGAAAGUUCAUCAGUUACUGCAUGUCAUGGUCUUCUCUGCCUGCAAAGGGCCGACUAAUCAUGAGGUAUGCCUGACUUAGCGAUAUGCUAGUUCUGGAGGCAGAGGAGAAUGAAAGUUGAACAUAUCCCGACGUCCAAUUGGACCUCGUUGACAAUGUGUUCAUGGUAGGUGGUGGGAGAAUACUUCCGAAAGUGCUGAGUUACCUACCACUCUUACCGAAGACGCUCAAAGAUGACUGUCAUAGAUGAGCAGAAAGCCCAAUUGAAAUGAUCUCUGUCGUGCGAAGAGGUUACCAGCUCCAUUGCUUGCAGAACGUUAUGAAUGAAAUAACCCUUAGCGAGAAAUUUAGCUCCCCGUAGACGUAAGCGAAGGCAGCUCGUAGGAACCGUCUUGUGAAAGGCGAAAGUUUCUAGAUGAUGUACAGUUUGUAAUCUGAAAGUGACAUGUCCGCAGCCUGAGUCAAAGCAGGUGAAGAACGUCCAGAGCCAUCAUGAAAUUACUGUCUUAUGCCUGUAAUGUAUAGCAUAGAUAUUCUAGUUUUCAAUGCCUGGAUACCAAAACUUAACUUGGAGGAGUUAUAACAAAUGUAAAAUUGAUGUUGGAUUCUAUUGAUUUGAAUUUGUCCAUCUUUCAACCAU
Molecule: messenger RNA, 4071 nt
Organism: Marchantia polymorpha subsp. ruderalis
Lineage: Eukaryota; Viridiplantae; Streptophyta; Marchantiopsida; Marchantiales; Marchantiaceae
Source: the annotation of a GenBank genome assembly